Messenger RNA from Fusarium oxysporum Fo47, 653 nucleotides. RefSeq lists its product as uncharacterized. The transcript has a single exon. The record is from RefSeq and is a predicted model, not a curated record. Lineage: Eukaryota; Fungi; Ascomycota; Sordariomycetes; Hypocreales; Nectriaceae. Bases 90 to 653 code for a protein of 187 amino acids.
CGCCACAGUACUCUAUUCCCAACUCUCUGUCUCUCAGAGAUCAAUAAAAACCCUACCUAUGCUCUCACAUUAACUUAAGUUCUAACAUCAUGUCCUCAACCCAGAACCCUUUCGAGGACCCCAUCCACGGUGCACCUGCCACCGGUAUUCGCGGCAUGCUCCGGGGCUUGUCAGUACGCCAACAGGAGAAGAGCCAAGAAAAGAAGGCGGCGAGACUGAGAACGCAAAAUUGGACACUCCCGGAUUCUGGGGAGUGUAAGAGUUGGGGUCUGGAGGAAAUCCAGCAGGAAUAUGAAAUCCUGCUUAAGAAGUACAAGGAGACUACCCGAGACCAGAACUAUCUGGUCAACGCGAGCAUCAGCAACAAGAAGGCGAUAUCCAAUGCUGGCAAUGUGGCCAAUCAGUGCCGCGAAUGGGUUAACGACUGUAAGAAGACCUUACAGUCUCUGGAGGAGGCUCUACGCCUCAUCAUCAACAAGAAGGAGGCACAGGCGGCAAUUGCGCAAGCCUGCAAGCAUCCAGUGCCAGACAAUGUUCACCUGGCCAUGAAGGAGAUCAGUGACGCCGAUAAGCGCAUUGCUGCUCUUCAGGCCCAGAUUCGAGGCUACGCCGACGCUCUGCGUCAGUGGCUCGACAAGGAGCCUGGCUUUUAA